UUUCAAUUUAAUGAAAUAAAAAUAUCUCACUUGUAGUAUUAUAAAUUAAAAGUUAUACUUCAUUAUAAAAAAAUGGCAUACACAACCUCAGCUAAAGCCCUAUUCAUCUCUACAGCUGUAAUAAUGAUCAUAUUUUGCUGUUUUAUGCCAUCGGUGAACGCCAUCCGUUGUCACCAGUGUAACUCCCAUCUGCAGGAGGAUUGCACGGAAUUGCGUCUGAUAACACCGCGUGCGCCACGUGACGAGCAAUUCCUAACCGAAUGCGAGUCGCCCGAUAUGUUUUGCCGCAAGACGAUUACGAAAAUCGAAGUGAGCGGCGAGAAUCGCAUCAUACGCAGCUGUGGACGCUUGGACAACGACAAGAGCGCGAAGACGAAUUACUGCUUCGAUGCUGACAAUGAGGGGUAUAAGCAGAGGAUCUGCACCUGCUAUGAGGAUGGCUGCAAUGCGGCAACGCCACGUCUCGGCAAUGCCAAUCACGUGACCAUGCUGAGUGCGACCGGUUUGUGCGUGUUGGUGGCGCGAUUCCUGCGGAUUAAUGCUUAGAUAGGAGAAAUUUCUGUACAAAUCCAUUCUGAUGUGUGUGUAUGUAUUUUGCAUCGUUGCGUGAAGUAUACUAGAUUACUGUAAAUUGUUGGAACUUUGCGUUGGAGAGUGGAGUGCUUGAAGCAUGAAAUGCAUAUUAAUGAAGUUGACGCUGGAGUUGAAGAGCGCUACACUUUCUUUGUCAUUUGGAUAAUGUUGAUUUAUAUUAUUUGAUUGCUUUCAUAUCAUUUUUGUUUAAAAAUACUUCCACACGACUUUUGGACUCGAUUUAUGAAAUUUUGAUUUAAUAAAAAAUAUAUACGCAUACAUUUCUAGGUUAAGUUUUAAUGUACACAUAUUUUGAGGAAAUAUUUUUAAAAGAACUAUUAAGAAUAAAAU
Messenger RNA from Bactrocera tryoni, 924 nucleotides. RefSeq lists its product as uncharacterized. Bases 73 to 546 code for a protein of 157 amino acids. The record is from RefSeq and is a predicted model, not a curated record. NCBI's taxonomy places the organism in Eukaryota, Metazoa, Arthropoda, Insecta, Diptera, Tephritidae. Gene Ontology annotation, biological process: regulation of synaptic transmission, cholinergic; sleep; positive regulation of voltage-gated potassium channel activity. The transcript has 2 exons.